AAGCGUUGCGCGCUCCCGCGAGGCGGCAACCAAUGAGGAGCCCCGGCGGCUCGGGCUCGCGCACGCAGGAUGGGGGGAGGGAGCGCACGACGUGCGCGCGCCCUCUCCCUCCUCCACCGCUGCCGCCUCCUUCUUCUGCCGCUCCUGGUGCUGCUUGUGUGCUCGUUCGGUGCGGACCUGGUACCUCUUUUGUGAAGCGGCAGCUGAGGAGACUCCGGCGCUCGCCAUGGCCGACGAAAAGCCCAAGGAAGGAGUCAAGACUGAGAACAACGAUCAUAUUAAUUUGAAGGUGGCGGGGCAGGAUGGUUCUGUGGUGCAGUUUAAGAUUAAGAGGCAUACACCACUUAGUAAACUAAUGAAAGCCUAUUGUGAACGACAGGGUUUGUCAAUGAGGCAGAUCAGAUUCCGAUUUGACGGGCAGCCAAUCAAUGAAACAGACACACCUGCACAGUUGGAAAUGGAGGAUGAAGAUACAAUUGAUGUGUUCCAGCAGCAGACAGGAGGUGUCUACUAAAAAGGGAACCUGCUACUUUACUCCAGAAUUCUGUUCCUCCAGACCAAGAAGACAUUCUCAAUUAGAAAACCGCAAUUUGGUUCCACCACAUCCUGACUACUACAGUAUAGUUUCUCUAUUCUUUCAUUUUCCCCUUCCCCAUUCCUUUAUUGUACAUAAAGUAACUGGUGUAUGUGCACAAGCAUAUUGCAUUUUUUUUUUUUAACUAAAUGGCCAACGGUAUGUUUUGAUCGACAUCAAAUGGAGAUGGAAUGGGGAAAAAUACUGGUUCUGUGAAGAUACCCCCUUUUCUCCAUUAGUGGCAUGCUCAUCCGCUCUUAUCUUUAUAUUCCAGUAAGUUAUUUUGCUCUCACUGUUUAACAAAAAAAGAACAACAUAAAAAUUCUUGCAUACCUUGUUCGAUUGGAGAAUUUUAAUGUUUUUCAUUUAUCAUUGUAAAACCAAGGACAAUUUUAUAACUUUUUUGUACGUAGCUGUUACAUGUAGGGCAAUCUGUCUUUAAGUAGGGAUAAAUUACUCUAAAAGAAAUGAAUCCUAGAUAGUUUUCCCUUCAAGUCAAGCGUCUUGUUGUUUAAAUAAACUUCUUGUUUAAAAUGAGCUGUUUUCUUUAUUCUGAGGAAUAUUAAAUAGAAAGUUGAAGCUUAGAGAAAAACAUGACCUGAAUAGGCCUACUAGACGUAACAUUUCAAGGAAGAAAUAAAGCUACUUUGCAUUUCUGACAGACUAAUGCAAAACAGAGAAUAACAAAGUUAUAUAAAUGACUAGCAAGGAAUGUUUCAGCCUCCUCUUUGUUCAAAAAGUUUAGGCAGUUCCAAAUAUGCAACUUUACUAGCAAAAAAAUUGGGUCAUAAUCUUGGUGAUUUACUCCCAUGUAUUCUUUUUUUGUAACCUCUACCUGAGGCAGAGUGGGUUAGUACAUGCAGUUAAGAAAAAGUUCUAAUUUUGCUGACUGUGCUGAUAAAUCACUUCACCAUUCUAGUCCUCAUUUUGUCUGAUGGUAAAUACUCCCUAACCUAAAACAGAGUUUUUGUUCCUUAUUUGAGGAUGUUGAGGGACAGAAAAUACUUACCUACAUAUACCCAUUCUUACAGCCUUAAAUAUGCAGAUCACUACAGUUUUUAAAC
Balaenoptera acutorostrata (minke whale) is the source of this 1638-nucleotide messenger RNA. RefSeq names its product small ubiquitin like modifier 2 (gene SUMO2). Lineage: Eukaryota; Metazoa; Chordata; Mammalia; Artiodactyla; Balaenopteridae. Gene Ontology annotation, biological process: protein sumoylation. The transcript has 4 exons. The record is from RefSeq and is a predicted model, not a curated record. Gene Ontology annotation, cellular component: nucleus. Gene Ontology annotation, molecular function: protein tag activity; ubiquitin-like protein ligase binding. The coding region runs from base 227 to 514 and encodes 95 amino acids.